Globicephala melas (long-finned pilot whale) is the source of this 2830-nucleotide messenger RNA. RefSeq names its product nuclear receptor coactivator 5 (gene NCOA5). Gene Ontology annotation, biological process: regulation of signal transduction. Lineage: Eukaryota; Metazoa; Chordata; Mammalia; Artiodactyla; Delphinidae. The record is from RefSeq and is a predicted model, not a curated record. Gene Ontology annotation, cellular component: nucleoplasm.
CUCUGCCCCCACUCUACGCCCCGGCCGCCAUUGCCUCGUGCCCGCGCUGGUCGGUUGGUGGCGCCUUUGUCCUACGGCGGGCAGGUGGGCUGAGGCGGAGGCGGCAGCGGCGGGCCUAAGGCGAAGAAGCGGCCGGGAGCCCGCCGCGCUGGUAGCGAUAUUAAUAAGGCAGCGGAAAGAAGAAAUAUGAAUACGGCUCCAUCAAGACCCAGCCCCACACGAAGGGAUCCAUAUGGCUUUGGAGACAGCCGAGAUACAAGACGCGAUCGAUCCCCCAUUCGAGGAAGUCCAAGAAGAGAGCCCAGGGAUGGCAGAAAUGGCCGGGAUGCUCGAGAUAGCAGAGACAUGCGAGACCCCCGAGAUCUGCGGGACCACAGAGAGAGCAGAGACAUUCGGGAUCACAGAGACAGCAGAAGUAUGCGUGAUGCUCGGGACAUGAGGGAUCCUAGAGACUUUCGUGACCUAAGAGACUCUAGGGAUUUUCGAGAUCACCGGGACCCCAUGUAUGACAGAUACAGAGAUAUGAGAGACUCCCGAGACCCCAUGUACAGGAGAGAAGGCUCUUACGACCGAUACCUGCGAAUGGAUGACUACUGCAGGAGGAAGGAUGACUCUUACUUUGACCGUUACAGAGAUAGCUUUGAUGGACGAGGCCCUCCAGGCCCAGAAAGUCAGUCUCGUGCAAAAGAGCGUUUGAAACGUGAGGAACGGCGUAGAGAAGAGCUUUAUCGUCAGUAUUUUGAGGAAAUCCAGAGACGCUUUGAUGCUGAGAGGCCUGUUGAUUGUUCUGUGAUUGUGGUCAACAAGCAGACUAAAGAUUAUGCUGAAUCUGUGGGGCGGAAGGUUCGAGACCUAGGCAUGGUAGUGGACUUGAUCUUCCUCAACACAGAGGUGUCACUGUCACAAGCCUUGGAGGAUGUUAGCAGGGGAGGAUCUCCCUUUGCUAUUGUCAUCACCCAGCAACACCAGAUUCACCGCUCCUGUACAGUCAACAUCAUGUUUGGAACCCCACAAGAGCAUCGCAACAUGCCCCAGGCAGAUGCCAUGGUGCUGGUGGCCAGAAAUUAUGAGCGCUAUAAGAACGAGUGCCGGGAGAAGGAACGCGAGGAGAUUGCCAGACAGGCGGCCAAGAUGGCCGAUGAAGCCCUCCUCCAGGAAAGAGAGCGGGGAGGCCCUGAGGAGGGACUGCGCGGGGGGCACCCUCCAGCCAUCCAGAGCCUCAUCAACCUGCUGGCCGACAACAGGUACCUCACUGCUGAAGAGACUGACAAGAUCAUCAACUACCUUCGAGAGCGGAAGGAGCGGCUGAUGAGGAGCAGCGCCGACUCUCUGCCUGGCCCGAUUUCCCGUCAACCACUCGGGGCGACCUCGGGUGCCUCGCUGAAGACACAGCCAAGCUCCCAAACGCUCCAGAGCGGCCAAGUGCUCCCCUCUGCUACACCCACUCCAGCGGCACCCCCCACCUCCCAGCAAGAGCUUCAGGCCAAAAUCCUCAGCCUCUUCAAUAGUGGCACGGUUGCGGCCAAUAGCAGCUCUGCAUCCCCCUCAGUUGCUGCCGGAAACACCCAGAACCAGAAUUUUUCCAUAGCAGCGAACAGCCAGCCUCAGCAAAGAUCACAGGCCUCUGGCAAUCAGCCUCCAAACAUUUUGGGACAGGCAGGAUCUGCUCGGAACAUGGGCCCCAGGCCUGGGGCUCCUUCCCAAGGGCUCUUUGGCCAGCCUUCCACUCGCCUGGCACCCGCCAGCAACUUGGCUAGCCAGAGGCCCGUGUCUUCCACAGGUAUCAACUUUGACAAUCCAAGUGUACAGAAGGCUCUGGACACUCUGAUACAGAGUGGCCCUGCUCUCUCCCACCUGGUUAGCCAGACCACAGCACAGGUGGGGCGGCCCCAAGCCCCCAUGGGAUCAUACCAGAGGCAUUACUGAGGCUAAAUCUCAACUACCCCUGGUCCCCUCUUCCUCUGGCCUCCCACCUCUUGCGUUCUAAAUAGAGUUAUUUGGAAGAUGUUCUCUGCACCUCUCCAGGUCCACAUCGAAUGUCAUAAGUUUCUACCAUCUGCUCUCUUCUGCCCAAGGCUAUGUUGCUUACCCCUUCCAGAGUUCGAGUUUAUACUGCACUGGAGGUGUAUUUUGGUGGUGGUGGGGUGGGGGUUUGGGGGGGUUUGUUUUUGUUUUUUUGUGGGUUUUUUUGGUAGAAAGUAAAUAUCUCUGGGGUCAUGGGCAGUAUAGAUGUCUGGGCUCCAUUUGUAUUUCAGUUGUCUCUCUGUCAGCUGGACGUGGGGCGGGGGAGGAAGAAGCAGCUGAGCCCCAGCUGGGUGAGCUUGGGGUAGCAUUUUCAUGUUGAAAGCCACUGCCUUUGUUCAUUCUGAACCUACCAUGGGUGUCCAGCCUCACACAGGCCCACCAGAGCUCGAGCUUCUGCCUGCAGCUCCUGUGUAGGGUUCCAGAGCAGCAGGUUGGGCUUGGUGGGCACGGUGUCCUCUUACCCCAUCCCACAUAACGUGGGGUCUGCUUGAGGACUCAGAAGCCGGCUGGCUACUCAGCUACUAGAGUUGUUGAGGAGUGGCCAAGCCGGCCACUUUUCUGCCUGACCCAGGGUUGUUGGGUUUUGGUUUUCUUUUUUUCUUUUUGGCUUUCAUUUCAAUGAAAGAUCUCCCGUGGACUGCACAGCUCCAGUCACCAGCAGUUUAACACAAACUGUGAACCUGGGCCCCAGCCACUCUUACCCCUAAUAUUUCUGUUAGCCUCUCCCUCACCAGUGGUAGUUGAAUGGAAUCGGCUCUGAGAAGGCAACUCUAGACUCUGGCAGUGAACACCCAUUUUUUUUUUU